CUCACUUGACUUGACAAGUUCUCUUAACCUGUUCUUUUCCACCUUCUCAUUAUUCAGUCUGUUUCUGUUAUCUGUGUCAUUAAUUACUAUUUAUAUUGAAUAAUAUUGCGUAUUCAGAAAUGUUAUAAUAUGGCUGCUGCUACUGGUUGUUUCAAAAGAAUUCUGCAAGUGUUAGAAAAAUGGCCAAUUGAUGAGACCAAGGCAGGAAGGGAUCUGGGACAAUUCCUGAGGGAGAAAGUUAACAAGGCUUAUAAAACGAAUCAAUUCGAAGCUGACAUAAAGCACUGGGAUAAGCAAUAUUUAUCGUUACAGAAAUUAGUGAAUAACGAGUACUGUAGGAGAUAUCCUAGAAGUGCAACAUCUUCUGCUACAGGAUUAACUAGGGAACAGUGCCAAAUAGCAUUAUCGAAUGAAUUUUUAGAAGAGAUCAACGAAGAAAAAGGCAGUUUUUUGCGUCGGUUAUUCUCUUUCAAAUCUAAUGAAAAAAACUAAAAUGACCCUAUUAUCAAGCAAAAGGAUUUUCAAUAACCUCUUUCUUA
Messenger RNA from Coccinella septempunctata (seven-spotted ladybird), 539 nucleotides. Its product is annotated as ubiquinol-cytochrome-c reductase complex assembly factor 2. The record is from RefSeq and is a predicted model, not a curated record. NCBI's taxonomy places the organism in Eukaryota, Metazoa, Arthropoda, Insecta, Coleoptera, Coccinellidae. Gene Ontology annotation, cellular component: mitochondrial matrix. Gene Ontology annotation, biological process: mitochondrial respiratory chain complex III assembly. The transcript is spliced from 2 exons. Bases 130 to 492 code for a protein of 120 amino acids.